Molecule: messenger RNA, 14604 nt
Organism: Carcharodon carcharias (great white shark)
Lineage: Eukaryota; Metazoa; Chordata; Chondrichthyes; Lamniformes; Lamnidae
Product: dynein heavy chain 8, axonemal-like
Exons: 101
Biological process (GO): microtubule-based movement
Cellular component (GO): dynein complex
Molecular function (GO): ATP hydrolysis activity; ATP binding; dynein light intermediate chain binding
Source: RefSeq, a predicted model, not a curated record
AUGAGUCAGGAGACCAUCAUUCCGCAUCAUAGUGGCUCUUCUCUGUUUGAUCCGCUUUCUUCCCCUCAGGAGAAAAGACUUGGCAAAAUACGCAGAAGCACUGUUGGAAUGCUGGCCUUGCAGGAGACAAUUAAAGAAAAACAGGCAAGAUACAGAGAAGCCAGGGAAAAAAGAAAAAUGAAGCUUGAUCAAACACAUCAAUACAUUAUUGAGCUCUUAGCUCGAAGACUGCAACUGCAGAAUAGUGAUGUUGAAGAUUUUCUAUUGGAUUCCCUAUCUGAGAAAAAUGCUCACAACGCAUGUGAGCGUUCGCGGAUUGGAGGCGGCCAGACCCAGCUAAUGAUAUUAAGCCGCUUUGAGCAGGAGGUCCUGGAGCUUAAGAGGUGCUAUGUGCCCAGGUCCACUGGUGUUGAUGACAUUUUAAUUUUUCAAAAAAACAUUGUGCUGAAUAAUAUGCUUCGAAAACGGGAUUGCGGUGACAUAAUAUUUGUUGCGAUGACGUCGGAUCGCAUUCCCGAUAGAGAGGCUGCCCUGGAGGAAGAAGACCCAUUAGAAACCAAUCAAUCUUCUGAUGAUGAGAUCGAUGAGGAUGUUCAUGAACCACUAGAUGAAGUGCAAGGGCCUGCAUGGGAGCACAUGGUUGGCCCUGACACACGUGAGGCCAAGGUUCCAGAGAAGAAUGGACCUAAUACAGCCAAGCAGGUGAGGAGUGGCAGCGGGCUGGCCCAGUUGGCGAUUCUCAGCCGCUUCGAGCAGGAGGCUGGAGAAAGUGGCCGAAUUAUUGCUGGAGUUGCUAAAGGGACCAAAAUGAUGAGAUUAUGUCAGGGCAAUUUGUCUGACGUUCGCUUGGAUGGUCUGUGCUUGUUUUUGGUUCGGUACAAAAAUGACACUCCGAUCACAGUGAGAAAUAUACAUGAGGAAGCAUCCUUUUGUGUCUUGGAUGGUACUGAUGGAAUACUUACCGGUGCUGCGAUUAUGCUAGAAAAUAUUUUCUUACCAGCUAUUUCUAUGACUGGAAAUUGGGGAGCACUUAACCAAUUCGUACAUGGAGAGAAAAAUAAGAAAGCUUUCAAAGAUAUUAUUCGCAGAUACAUCACUUUCUUAAAUGGUACAAGAACAAGUCUUGAAAAAGCUGUCGUGCUGAAGAGCGAGAAGGUUGAGAUUUCUCAGCUGCUUUCAUACGAGCAAGUAAAAGCUGCAGUGUCAAACCCAGAAACGAUUUUACAGCUUGAAAAUUUACUUUUGAUGUGGCACAAUCAACUAGAACAGGUGCUGGCACAAAGUGAUCAAGUGAGAAAAGAAGCAGAAGAUUCAGGUCCACUCACUGAACUGGAAUAUUGGAAAUGCAUGUCUGCUAAAUUCAAUUCCAUCAUAGAGCAACUUAGAGGACAACAUUGCAAGGCAGUGAUCAAUGUUUUAAAAACAAGUCACUCAAAAAUGAUAAAGAUGUGGUUGGAGCUGGAUUCUCAAAUCACUGAUGCGGCUAAUGGAGCAAAGGACAAUGUGAAGUUUCUGCAGGCAUUAGAGAGAGUCUGUGAGCCACUUUAUAAUUCAGAUCCAGUGACUAUGACGAAAGGUGUUCCAAAUUUGAUAAAUGCAAUUCAAAUGAUCCACAAUGUGUCAAGAUACUACAACACCUCACAGCAGAUGACCUCCCUAUUUAUUAAGGUCACAAACCAAAUGGUUACAGCUUGUAAGGAAUAUAUCACUGAGGAUGGUAGCACACGUGUGUGGGACCAGGAUUCUGAAGUCAUUAUUCGAAAAGUGGAGGAAUGUAAAAAAUUGUUAGCAGAAUAUCGCAAAUAUUUUCAGAACACAAAGAAACACACAACUGAAACAGUGCGAGAUACUCCAUUUGAUGUGUCAGAAAUGUACAUAUUUGGUAAACUUGAAGUCUUCUGCAAAAGACUGGCAAAGAUCACAGAAAUGGUUGAAGCAACAAAGACCUUUUCUGUAUUGAAGACUUCUACAAUUGAAGGAAUUGAGAUCCUCGCAAUAAAAUAUCAGAAUAUCUAUUUGAAUCUCAAAAAGAGUGAUUAUGAUAUUUUGGACCCUCGGAAGAAAGAGUUCAAUUCAGACUAUGGUGUAUUCAUGAAGCAAAUCUUCGAUUUAGAGAACUUGCUUGGUGACUUCAUGAGUAGCUGUUUUGCUAAAAUUAUUUCUUCACGGCAUGCUUUACAAGUUUUGCAGAGAUUUCAGAAUUUGGGUAUACCGUCUCUUGAGUCAGAAAUUGCAAUUACAAUUGAACGUAUUCUUCAGCACUAUUUAGCAGAGCUAAUGGCCAUACAAAAGCAUUACCAGAUUUGUAAAGAAAAUCCACCCCUUGCUAGAAACAUGCCUCCUAUAGCUGGAAAGAUACUGUGGGUGAGACAGCUCUUCAGACGCAUAUUUGAGCCCAUUGACUAUUUCUAUAAAAAUUCUGAUAUUCUGAAAAGUCCACAGGGAAUGUCCAUUGUGCGAAUGUAUAACAAAGUUGCUUAUGUACUGGUGAAGUUUGAAGUGUUGCAUCAUAAGGCCUGGACAAAAGAAAUUUCAACUGUAGAAUACUUCCUGCAUGCAACACUUUUGAUACGUGAUCCAGAUACUGGGGAAUUCCAUUCGAACUUUGAUCACAGAAUUGUUGAAGUUCUUCGAGAGACUAAAUGUAUGUUGAAGAUGGGACUGGAGGUGCCAGACAUUGCCAAAUGUUUGCUAAAGUCUGAGAAUACAGUGAAAUCUAACCGUGAUCUUUUAGAGUGUGUUCUUCAAUCAUUUGAGAAUGUUUGCCAAAGAAUUCCUUCUGAGUAUGUGACAUUGAUAACACCAAAAAUUAAAAAGAUUGAAUCAAUUCUGAGACAAGGAAUUACUUCACUGAAUUGGUCAUCAAUAACACAUGACCAAUUCUUCUCUGAUGUAGGCACAGCCAUAGAUGAGUUGACUGCAUUGCUCAAGACAAUAACUGACUUGCGAGAGAUGCACAUAGAUCAAGUGUUGGAAGAGAUAGCCAGAAAGAUUAUAAUCAAGCUACCAGAGGAUCAUUCUUUAACUUUGCAAGAAGUGCUUGGAUUCAAUGAGGGAAAUGGCAGCCAUGAUGGAGCAGAGGCUGAAAUGGUUUCAGCCGAAAUGCAAGCGCACGUGAAAAACAUUCAGAUUGAGUUUUGCAAAGUACAACAUGUCAGUGCAAGGGUGGAAGGAAAGGCUGCAAGCGGGACUAUGGCUAUUCAGCAGAAGAGCCUGCUGGUGAAGGCUUGCUGUGAAGAAUGGGCAGAGAUUUUAGCUCCAAAAGGCAGAUAUAUUGAAAAAACUGUGGACCAACUAGUGGAAAUAUUUGUGGAAAUCUCUGACCAGGCAUUAAUGAGUGAAAUCACAAAACCUGAUGAUGCAUCAGAGCGUAGACGGGUUGGAUUUACAGAGGAUCAUCCAGAAGAACAUAUAUCUUUUAAGAUCCGUGGCCCUGUUAAACCAGAUAUUCAUCAUGUCAAAAAAAAUGAGGAGUUUGAAAAGCCACCAAAACUUGCACCUAAGUUUGUAAGAGACAAAGAAGUUGAUGGUUUGCCUAGUGAUGAUUUAACUCGUCUGUUGCCAAGAAGAUCUGGAGCUACUGGCUUGCAGUGGCUGUCCAGGUGCCCAUUUAAUAUGGCACUUUUGGACCUUCGACACCAUGAGGAUAUUAAAGAGCUUUAUGCAUAUUUUAGCCAUCAUUUCAUCGAUGCAUUAGUGAAAUGUACAUUUCUGUCAUUAAAUGCUCUGAAAAGAAGAGUCUUCAAAGGAACAUAUGGCUACUCAAGCAAUGUUGAAGAGCUUGCUCCCUUUUUGAAGGCUGAAGUGCGCUUGGCAAUUCCAAAUGUGGUUAUGGUACCAAAUCUGGAUGAUAUCCAGCACGGAAUUAACCGAAUAGUCCAGAUGGUUUUGGAUGUGAGCCGUAAGGUCAUACAGUGGAGGCAAUCGAAAAAUCAUCAGGAGAAUGCUAAUGAUGCACAGGACACAGGAGGUGAGGGGUGCCAGAUAAAAAGGGACAAGGCUAUUUAGCAUGAGGACCUUAUUCCAUCCAGGCAGCUGAAGACUUUUUAUCACAACGUGGCAGAACACAAAGAUGUAACCAAAUUAAUAGUUAUACUGUCUGCUUCUGUCAACUCACUGAAGGACACUAUCACCAGUGCACUAGAACAUUUCCAAAAUUUUAAGAUGCUGUGGCUAGAAGACAGAGACAAAACAAUUAAGAAAUUCAUGGAUAGCAAUCCCACUCUAUACGAACUCCGAACAGAAAUAGAGUUCUAUGCCACUUUUCAGCAAGAGAUUGAGGAACUCAGCUCCAUUAUUAUAUUAGAUUUUAUUGAACUGGACACAGAACCCAUGAAAAUGGCGCUUUUAGUGGAAGCCAAAGGUUGGAUUAAGUCACUUUGUCGGUUCUUAAAUGAACAGUACAAGGCAAAAAUGUCAGCGAUAACAAUGUUUAUCAGUGAAAAAAUGAAAAAUCUGGCACGUCCUAUUCAGGACUUGGAUGAUGUUAGAUUUGCCAUGGAGUCUUUAGCAGAAAUACGAAGAAACGAGAUACAGAUGGAUAUGACUUUGGGACCCAUUGAGGAAGCAUAUAGCAUACUGAAUCGGUAUGAAGUGGAAAUUUCAAAGGAGGAAGCAGAGGGAGUUGACACACUUAGGUACUCUUUCAACAAAAUGCAAGUCAAAGCUAGAAAUGUGCAAGAUGAAUUGGUACAAGUCCAACCCAAAUUUAAGGCUAACCUGCUGGAGUCAGUGGAUAAUUUCCAGAAGGAAGUGCUCAAAUAUAGACGACAAUAUGAAAAGGAAGGUCCUAUGGUUUCAGGUAUUCAGCCUGCUGAAGCCAGCACCAGAUUACAGAUCUUUCAGAGUUGGUUUGAUGACUUAUGGAGGAAAUUUGUGACAUAUUCUUCUGGAGAGCAUUUAUUUGGAUUGCCAAUCCAAGACUAUGAAAUACUACAGAAAAAUAAGAAGGAGCUAGGGCUGCUGCAGAAAUUGUAUGGUUUGUAUGAUGCAGUGAUGAAUAAUAUUAAUGGUUACUAUGAUGUGCUGUGGACUGAGCUAGACAUUGAGAAGAUUAAUGCUGAACUCUUGGACUUUCAAAACAGGUGUCGUAGGUUGCCCAAAGGCUUGAAGGGAUGGCAGGCGUUUCUGGAUCUGAAAAAAAAAAUAGAUGAUUUCAGUGAAUCAUGUCCUCUCCUGGAAAUGAUGUCCAGCAAGUCAGUAAAAUCAAGACAUUGGGACCGGAUAGCUGAAGUAACAGGGCAUGAGUUUAAUGUGGCGUCAGAAACGUUCUCUCUGAAAAAUGUUAUGGAUGCUCCAUUGCUUCAAUUUAAGGAAGAAAUUGAGGAUAUCUGCAUAUCCUCUGUGAAAGAAAAGGACAUUGAGGCAAAAUUGACUCAGGUGAUGCAGACUUGGGUCAGUCAGACUCUGAGUUUCUCUAUGUUUAAGAAUCGAGGAGAACUAUUGCUAAAAGGAAUAGAGACAGGAGAAAUCAUAACAAUGAUGGAGGAUAGUUUAAUGAUCUUGAGCUCUUUGCUCAGCAACAGGUAUAACACUUACUAUAAGAAGGAUAUUCAGAUCUGGAUACAUAAUCUGACAACAUGCACAACUAUAAUAGAACAAUGGCUUUUAGUUCAAAAUCUGUGGAUUUAUCUGGAAGCUGUCUUUGUUGGAGGGGAUAUUGCCAAACAACUGCCACAGGAAGCAAAACGUUUUCAAAAUGUUGAUAAAUCAUGGAUAAAAAUUAUGCAACGAGCCCAUGAAAUUCCAACUGUCGUCCAGUGUUGUGUGGGAGAUGACACGAUGGGACAGCUUCUACCCCACUUAAAUGAACAACUGGAGGUUUGCCAAAAAUCCCUAACAGGAUAUUUAGAAAAGAAAAGGUUGCUAUUUCCUAGAUUCUUCUUUGUAUCAGAUCCAACUUUACUGGAAAUCCUUGGACAAGCCAGUGACUCACACACCAUCCAGGACCACUUAGUGGGAAUAUUCGAUAACGUAAAUAAAGUGGCUUUCCAUCCAAAGGAUUACGAUCACAUUUUGUCUGUCAUUUCCAGGGAAGGAGAACAAAUUCAAUUGGAUACCCCAGUGGUUGCAAAGGGCCCUGUGGAACUAUGGUUAAGUGACUUACUGCGUGUGCAGCAAGCUUCUUUGCACACUGUGAUUAAAUUAGCAUAUUACAGCUUCAGUGAACCAGAGUUCCAGCUAAUACCUUUCCUCUAUGAGGCUCCUGGCCAGGUUGGAAUUCUUGCAAUCCAGAUACUGUGGACACGGGAUUCAGAGGAUGCAAUUAAACUUGCAAAAGACAGUAAAAAGAUUAUGCAAACAACUAAUCAAAAAUUCCUAGAGCUUCUGAACUCCCUUAUCAGCCAAACAACACAUGACCUGACUACGUUUCAAAGAAUCCAGUUUGAAACUCUUGUUACCAUUCAUGUUCACCAGAGGGACAUAUUUGACGACUUGGUCAAAAUGCAUAUUAGAACAGUGAAUGACUUUGAAUGGCUGAAACAAAGCAGAGUUUAUUUUAGAGAUGAAACACAAGAUAUCAGAGUGGGGAUCACUGAUGUGGAAUUUAUCUAUCAGAAUGAAUUUUUGGGCUGCACUGAUCGACUUGUUAUCACACCUUUGACAGACAGAUGCUACAUCACUUUAGCUCAAGCUUUGUGGAUGAAUAUGGGAGCUGCCCCUGCUGGACCUGCAGGAACAGGCAAAACAGAAACUGUGAAGGACAUGGGCAAAGCUCUUGGAAAAUACGUUGUUGUGUUCAAUUGUUCCGAUCAAAUGGAUUUCAGAGGAUUAGGGAGAAUCUUCAAAGGUUUGGCGCAGUCUGGUUCUUGGGGUUGCUUUGAUGAAUUUAAUCGUAUUGAGCUGCCUGUAUUAUCUGUAGCAGCGCAACAGAUAUAUAUUGUUCUUGUGGCAAGGAAAGAAAGAAAACAAAAUUUUAUCUUCACCGAUGGAGAUAAUGUAUCACUGAACCCAGAGUUUGGCAUUUUUAUCACAAUGAAUCCUGGGUAUGCAGGGCGACAAGAACUACCAGAAAAUCUAAAAAUCCAAUUUAGGACAGUGGCCAUGAUGGUGCCAGAUAGACAGAUCAUUAUAAGGGUCAAGCUUGCCAGUGUUGGAUUUUUGGAUAACGUAUCAUUGUCUCAGAAAUUCUUUGUACUUUACAAGCUCUGUGAAGAGCAACUUACUAAGCAGGUUCAUUAUGACUUUGGCUUGAGAAACAUUCUGUCUGUAUUGAGGACAUUGGGAGCUCAGAAGAGAGCACGGCCAGAAGACAGUGAAUCAACAAUUGUUAUGAGAGUACUGAGAGACAUGAAUCUUUCUAAACUGGUGGAUGAAGAUGAACCCCUUUUCCUAAGCCUGAUCAGUGAUCUGUUCCCUGGUAUCCAGUUGGAUAGCAGCACCUACACAGAACUGCAGGCAGCUGUAGCUAAUCAGGUGGAAAUAGCAGGAUUAGUCAACCACCCACCCUGGAAUCUCAAACUGGUUCAGCUGUUUGAAACAGCCAGAGUUCGUCACGGAUUGAUGACAUUGGGUCCCAGUGGCUCUGGAAAGACUUGUGUCAUUCGUACUCUAAUGCAAUCACUAACCGAAUGUGGAGCCCCUCAUCGGGAAAUGCGCAUGAAUCCUAAGGCUAUUACUGCUCCACAAAUGUUUGGGCGACUGGACCCUGCAACUAAUGAUUGGACUGAUGGAAUCUUCUCAACACUAUGGAGGAAAUCUAUCAAGUCAAAAAAAGGUAAUAAUAUCUGGAUAAUUCUGGAUGGUCCAGUGGAUGCUAUUUGGAUAGAAAAUUUAAAUUCUGUUCUGGACGACAACAAGACAUUAACUUUGGCUAAUGGUGACCGCAUUCCCAUGGCUCCUUCCUGCAAACUACUGUUUGAGGUACAUAACAUUGAAAAUGCAUCUCCAGCCACAGUGUCCAGAAUGGGGAUGGUCUACAUCAGCUCUUCUGCUCUCAACUGGAAGCCAAUUUUGAAGGCUUGGUUAAACAUACGUACUCCUUGGGAGGGCGAAAUUCUACAAGGCUUGUAUGACAAAGUCUUUGAAGAUAGUUAUGAAUUCAUGAAAUUAAAUCUCAAUCCAGUAAUGGAGCUUCUGGAGUGCAACUACAUCAUGCAGUCCAUUACCUUGCUCGACGGUUUGAUUCCUUCAAAGGAAGAUGGAGGAAUUUCUGAUGCAUUGCAACUUAAGCGGCUUUUUGUAUUUGUGCUGAUGUGGAGUAUUGGUGCCCUGUUGGAAUUAGACAGCAGAGCUAAACUUGAGCAAUUCCUCCAAAAACACAACAGCAAACUUAGCCUACCUAUGAUCCCUGAAAAUAGCAACGAAACCAUUUUUGAGUAUCUUGUCAAUCAUCAAGGUGAAUGGCAGCACUGGAGAGUUUGGGUUCAGGAAUACCUUUAUCCAACCGACAAUGUGCCAGACUAUAAUUCAAUCCUAGUACCAAAUGUUGACAAUGUUAGGACUAACUUUCUUGUGGACAUCAUCUCUAAACAAAAUAAGGCAGUACUUCUGACUGGAGAACAGGGAACAGCCAAAACAGUAAUGAUUAAAGGAUAUUUGAAAAAAUAUGAUCCUGAAGAACAUCUGUCCAAGAGUUUAAAUUUCUCUUCUGCCACAGAACCUUACAUGUUCCAGAGAACUGUUGAAAGUUAUUUGGAAAAGCGUGUAGGGAGAACUUAUGGACCUCCAAGUGGACGGAAAAUGACAGUAUUUGUUGAUGAUAUCAACAUGCCAAUUAUCAAUGAGUGGGGAGAUCAGAUUACGAAUGAAAUAGUUCGUCAGAUGAUCGAAAUGCAUGGAAUGUACAACUUGGAUAAACCAGGAGCCUUUACUAAAAUUAUUGAUGUACAAUUAAUGGCUGCAAUGAUCCAUCCAGGGGGAGGGCGCAAUGAUAUUCCACAACGUUUAAAGAGGCAUUUCACAGUCUUCAACUGUACACUACCUACCAAUGAUUCAAUUGACAAAAUCUUUGGAAUUAUUGGAAAUGGAUAUUUUCACCCAGCCAGACACUUCAACCCUGAAGUCACUGACAUGAUAACAAAACUCGUUGCCACUGGCAGAACCCUCUGGCAGUGGACAAAGGUGAAAAUGCUACCCACUCCGGCUAAAUUUCAUUACAUCUUUAACCUGAGGGACCUAUCUCGCAUCUGGCAGGGCAUGUUGACCAUAAAGGCUGAAGAGUGCUCCAAUCUGGAGACACUGCUUGCUUUGUUUAAACAUGAAUGUACUAGGGUCAUUGCAGACAGAUUUGUAAGUCAACAAGAUAAAGAUUGGUUUGAAAAUGCAAUUGCCCGUGCAGUUGAAAAAGUCAUUGGAAAAGGAAUAGCAGAAAAGCUUCAUGAAGAUCCAUACUUUGUUGAUUUCCUUCGGGAUAUGCCAGAACCAACUGGUGAUGAGCCUGAAGAUUAUGUAUUUGUUGUCCCAAAAAUCUAUGAAAUGAUACCAAGUUAUGAAUUCCUGACUGAAAAAUUGCAGUUUUAUCAAGAACAACAUAAUGAAGGUGUCCGAUCAGGCUUUUUUGAUCUCGUCUUCUUCAAGGAUGCAAUGACACACCUGAUAAAAAUAUCUCGUAUAAUCCGUACAGAUUGUGGAAAUGCUUUGCUGGUUGGAGUCGGUGGUUCUGGAAAACAAAGCUUUACAAAGCUGGCAUCUUAUAUUGCUGGAUAUAAAAUCUUUCAGAUCACUUUAACAAGAGCGUAUAACGUCAGCAAUUUGAUGGAUGACUUGAAGAUAUUGUACAGAACAGCGGGGGCAGAGGGAAAGGGAAUCACUUUCAUAUUCACUGAUAACGAAAUCAAGGAAGAGUCUUUUCUUGAGUAUCUCAACAACGUACUCUCAUCUGGAGAGGUGUCAAACUUAUUUGCUCGGGAUGAACUUGAUGAGAUUACUCAAUCCCUGAUUGCAUCAAUGAAGAAAGAAGCCCCUCGUAUCCCUCCCACUUUUGACAAUCUAUACGAGUAUUUUAUUAAUAGAGCCAGGAUAAAUCUGCAUGUUGUCCUCUGCUUCUCCCCGGUUGGUGAAAAGUUUCGAUCACGUGCACUAAAGUUCCCUGGUCUGAUCUCUGGUUGCACUAUGGAUUGGUUCAGCCGUUGGCCAAGAGAGGCAUUGGUUGCUGUCUCUAACUAUUUCCUUUCUGGCUUUUACAUUGCUUGCUCAGACGAGGUCAAAACCCAACUUGUGGCAACAAUGGGUGUCUUUCAUGACAGGGUCUAUCAAACAUGCGAGGACUAUUUUCAGAGAUAUCGGCGAAGAAUGCAUAUAACCCCCAAAUCUUACCUUGCCUUUAUAAACAGCUACAAAUCUGUUUACACAGACAAACAUGUAGGCAUCAAUGAUCUAGCAGAGCACAUGCAAAUUGGUCUCUCCAAGCUUCUGGAAGCAACUGAAUCAGUAGCUCUUCUCGCAAAGGAACUCGCAAAGAAAGAAAAGGAGCUGGCAGUGGCAUCACGUAAUGCUGAUAAGGUUCUAGGAGAGGUGACAGUGAGUGCACAAGCAGCAGAGCUAGUCAAGAAUGAAGUCAUGAUAGUGAAAGAUAAGGCCCAGAAAAUUGUGGAUGAAAUUGAAGUGGAUAAAAACUUUGCAGAGGGCAAGCUGAUAGCUGCGAAACCAGCACUAGAAGCUGCAGAGGCUGCUCUCAAUACAAUCAAACCUGCUGAUAUUUCCACUGUGCGUAAAUUAGCCAAACCACCUCACCUGAUUAUGAGGAUUCUCGACUGUGUGCUGGUUCUCUUCCAAAAGAAAAUGGAUGCAGUCACUAUGGACCCUGAAAGACCCUGUGUCAAGCCAUCCUGGGGGGAAUCUUUGAAGUUGUUGAGUGGCACUGGCUUCCUCCAGGCCCUGCAGCAGUUUCCAAAGGACACCAUCAAUGAUGAAACAGUAGAGCUUCUCCAGCCAUAUUUCAUAAUGGACGAUUAUACAUUUGAACAUGCGAAGAAAGUCUGUGGGAAUGUUGCUGGUUUGUUAUCCUGGACUCAAGCUAUGGCUGCCUUCUUUGCCAUCAAUAAAGAGGUGCUGCCUCUAAAGGCUAAUUUGGCAGUACAAGAAAACCGCCUCCAACGGGCCAUGAAGGAGUUAGGAACUGCUCAAGCCCAGCUGGAUGAGAAACAAGCUGAGCUGGACAAGGUACAGGCAAAGUUCGAUGCUGCCAUGAAAGAGAAAAUGGACCUGCUGGAAGAUGCGGAAACAUGUCGAAGAAAGAUGGAAACUGCAUCAGCCCUGAUAGAUGGCCUAAGUGGUGAAAGAAUCAGAUGGACAGACCAGUGCAAGGUGUUUAAAACGCAAAUCAACAGAUUAGUGGGAGAUGUGCUGUUGGCUACUGGUUUUCUCUCAUAUAGUGGUCCCUUCAAUCAAACUUUCAGAGAUAUACUGUUCAAAGUAAUUUGGGAAGCAGAGCUGCAGAACCAGAAAAUUCCAUAUUCAGAUAGUAUGAACCUUAUAAGCUUUCUGGUGGAUCAGCCUACGAUUGGUGAGUGGAACCUACAAGGGUUACCAAGUGAUGACCUGUCAGUUCAGAAUGGCAUAAUUGUAACCAAAGCAACCAGGUAUCCCCUUCUCAUAGACCCUCAGACACAGGGGAAAACCUGGAUCAAGAGGAAGGAGAAACAUAAUGAAUUACAGGUAACAUCACUUAAUCAUAAGUAUUUCCGGAAUCACCUGGAGGAUUCGUUAUCACUUGGCCGGCCUCUGCUAUUGGAAGAUGUGCAGGAAGAGUUGGAUCCUGUACUGGAUAAUGUGUUGGAGAAAAACUUCAUCAAAUCUGGGACCUCCUUUAAGGUGAAAGUGGGAGAUAAAGAAACUGAUAUAAUGUCCGGAUUCAUGUUCUACAUUACAACAAAACUUCCUAACCCUGCUUACACUCCAGAAAUCAGUGCCAAGACAUCAAUCAUUGACUUCACUGUAACCAUUAAGGGUCUUGAGAAUCAGCUGCUUGGCCGAGUGAUCCUUACUGAGAAACAGGAGCUGGAAGCAGAGCGUGUGCAGCUGAUUGAGGAAGUCACUGCCAACAGACGCAAAAUGAAGGAAUUGGAGGAUAACCUGCUAUUCAAACUCAGCACUACCAAAGGUUCACUGGUGGAUGAUGAGUCUUUGAUUGGAGUCCUUCAGGUAACAAAGUCAACAGCAACCGAAGUUAGUGAGAAGCUGCAUGUGGCAGCGGAGACGGAGAUAAAAAUUAACACUGCGCAGGAGGAAUAUCGGCCAGCAGCCACUCGUGGUAGUAUCCUGUAUUUCCUCAUUACAGAAAUGAGCAUGGUUAACAUCAUGUACCAGACCUCACUUGCACAAUUUCUGAAGCUAUUUGACCUCUCCAUGGCCAGAUCGAAGAAGUCACCUGUUGCUACAAAGCGAAUCAGAAACAUUAUCGACUACCUGACCUAUGAAGUGUUUAAAUAUUCAGUGCGUGGUCUUUAUGAAACUCACAAGUUCCUUUUCACUUUAUUGCUGCCUCUGAAGAUUAACCUUGAACGAGGAUACAUCAAAUACAAUGAAUUUCAGACCCUGAUAAAAGGUGGAGCAGCCCUUGACCUUAAAGCCAGUCCAAAUAAACCUUUCCGCUGGAUCCCUGAUAUGACCUGGUUGAAUUUGGUGGAGCUGAGAAAACUCUCUCAGUUUGCAGACAUACUGACCGAGAUAACUAAGAGUGAGAAGAUUUGGAAAGUCUGGUUUGAUGCUGAUGCCCCAGAAGAAGCAGUAAUUCCUCAUGGAUACACCGACUCUUUAGAUUCAUUCUGCAAGCUAUUGCUCAUCAGAUCAUGGUGUCCUGACAGAAUUCUCUCACAAGCUCGAAACUACAUUUCUGAUGCAAUGGGAGCCAAAUAUGCAGAGCCGGUGAUUCUAAACCUGGAGACAACCUGGGAAGAAAGUGACACACAAACUCCUCUGAUCUGUUUCCUGUCCAUGGGCUCUGAUCCCAGCAAUCAGAUUGAAGGACUGGCCAAAAAGCUUGAAAUUGCUUGUAGGGCAAUGUCCAUGGGUCAGGGACAAGAAGUUCAUGCCAGAAAGUUGGUGGCAAUGUCUAUGCAACAGGGUGGAUGGGUUUUACUACAGAACUGCCAUUUAGGAUUGGAAUUUAUGAAUGAGCUGUUAGAGACCUUAAUGUCAAAUGAGAAUGCGCACAAAUCUUUCCGAGUGUGGAUAACCACUGAACCACAUCCGAAGUUCCCAAUCACACUGCUACAGACAUCCAUCAUGUACACCAAUGAACCUCCUCAGGGAGCGCGGGCAGGACUGAAAAGAACAUUUAGUGGGAUCUCUCAAGACCAAAUAGAAUAUUCAAACCUACCCAUGUGGAAACCACUACUAUAUGCAGUCGCUUUCCUGCACACCACUGUCCAGGAACGGCGGAAGUUUGGACCACUGGGAUGGUGUAUUCCAUAUGAAUUUAACUCUUCAGAUUUCACAGCCAGUAUCCAGUUCAUACAGAACCACCUGGACGAUUGUGACAAAAAGAAGGGCGUAUCAUGGACAACCAUACGUUACAUGCUUGGUGAAGUUCAAUACGGAGGACGCGUUACAGACGACUAUGACAAGCGCCUCCUCAACUGCUUUUGCAAGGUGUGGUUCAGUGAGAAGACAUUUGAUCCCAAGUUCAGCUUUUAUACUGAUUACAUUAUUCCAAUAUGUGCCAGUGUAGAAAACUAUCUGGAGUACAUUCAGACAUUACCUGCUGUUGACACCCCUCAGGUGUUUGGCCUACAUCCAAAUGCUGACAUCACGUACCAAAGUAACACUGCGGCUGAAAUUCUCAACACUAUUACCAAUAUCCAGCCAAAGGAAAGUUCUGGAAGAGGAGGAGAGACCCGAGAGGCCAGUGUCUUUAAACUGUCUGACAGUAUGCUGAAAAAACUGCCCCCAGAUUAUUUGGCACAUGAGGUGAAAGCUCACCUCGUAAAAAUGGGAAUUUUGAAUUCAAUGAAUAUCUUCCUGCAUCAAGAAAUUGACAGAAUGCAGAAGGUUAUCAUGAUGCUCCGGAACUGUCUAACUGACUUACAACUGGCCAUAGAGGGAACCAUCAUCAUGAGCGAGAAUUUAACAGAUGCCUUGGAUAACAUGUACAAUGCUCGUGUCCCUGUGAUGUGGAAGAGGAUUUCCUGGGAUUCUUCUACAUUGGGAUUCUGGUUCACAGAGUUUCUAGAGAGAAAUGCGCAAUUUUCUUCUUGGAUAUUUGAGGGCAGGCCCAAUGUAUUUUGGAUGACAGGGUUCUUUAAUCCCCAGGGAUUCCUAACUGCUAUGAGACAGGAAGUAACACGUGCACAUAAAGGCUGGGCGCUGGACAGUGUCACUCUACACAACGAAGUCACAAAACUGAUGAAAGAUGAGAUUAAAAUACCACCCCCGGAGGGAGUGUACAUUUAUGGCCUUUACCUGGAUGGAGCAGGUUGGGACAGGAGAAAUACCCGACUGACUGAAUCAACUGCAAAGGUUCUCUUUACAAUGCUACCUGUCAUCUAUAUAUUUGCCAUCAAUUCCACUGUGCCCAAGGAUCCUAAAUUAUACAUCUGUCCAGUCUAUAAGAAACCACAACGCACUGAUCUGAUGUUCAUUACCACCCUCUGCCUGAAAACAGUCCAGCCACCUGACCAUUGGAUCCUGAGAGGGGCAGCUCUGCUCUGUGAUAUCAAGUAA